Messenger RNA from Perkinsus marinus ATCC 50983, 975 nucleotides. RefSeq lists its product as hypothetical. Gene Ontology annotation, molecular function: S-adenosylmethionine-dependent methyltransferase activity. Bases 1 to 975 code for a protein of 324 amino acids. NCBI's taxonomy places the organism in Eukaryota, Perkinsozoa, Perkinsida, Perkinsidae. The record is from RefSeq and is a predicted model, not a curated record. The transcript has a single exon.
AUGGCUGAGUGGGCUGGUUGCCGUAAGCUAGAGUUCUCUGAUGGCUGGGGCUCGUGGGAUUUCUGGACCUAUUUAGCCAAGUCUGGUCCUGAGCAUGCCGACAAACGAGGCGUAGACGGCUUCGCUAGUAGUGGAGGAGUCCGAAUUGGCGACACGUUGUACAAGUCUGAUGGUGAGAGCUACUUCAUCACUUGGGCGGUGGUCGGAGAAUGUGGGACAGGGCGACAAUGGUCAUCGCAGCUUCUCUCUGCCGAUGUCCCAUGGCCUCCUAUCAAACGGCAAAAGCUCGCAACCUUCGAGGGCCACAUCUUCGGGACGAAACUGUACAAGUUCGAGUCGUGUAAAGGGUCAUAUGGCCGGAUCGCGGCUCAUCAUACUAUCGAGCAAUGGUUGAUCGCCAACGGGGUGCGGAACCGUGCUCACACAGAUGUCCUCAACGUUUCGCCCCCUGUGGGAGGGCUGGAAUGUUGGGCUCGACACUUCGAUAAGGCUAACACGAGAUUUGUGAUAACUCACUGGAAUAAAGGCCAGCACGAAAUUUGCGAGGAUCUUCCAUUCGCGGAUGACUCCUUCGACUUCGUUAUUAUGCAAAUGGUGGUGGAGCACAGCGUAUUCAUGUGGGAAUGUUACAGAGAAGUUCACCGAGUCCUGAAGAAGGGAGGAGUAUUCAUAUCUACCAACCCAGUAAAAUUCCGUCGCCAUCCAUUGGGUGGCAGUACAAAAGUGAACAAGCGACUGAAGGAGAAAGGAUACGCGUACCCGGACAACUAUAGGCUUCUUCCGGCCGGUAAUCGAGUCUUAACUCUCUGGGCUGGAUUCUCAAAGAUUCAUUUAUCCGGUGGUUGGGGCAUGAAACGGUUUUUCGCAGAGCCCUCUUUCGAUAUUCCAAAGGUGAAGUCACAUAUGGCGAGUGACCCUACAAGUGGUAUUGGCGACCCAUACGUGAUCACAGCAUGGCUGAUUGCUGAGAAAUAG